Messenger RNA from Eucalyptus grandis, 3849 nucleotides. Its product is annotated as putative disease resistance protein At3g14460. The record is from RefSeq and is a predicted model, not a curated record. The coding region runs from base 60 to 3152 and encodes 1030 amino acids. The transcript is spliced from 5 exons. Lineage: Eukaryota; Viridiplantae; Streptophyta; Magnoliopsida; Myrtales; Myrtaceae.
UUGAAACAAUAGGCAAGAAAAUAGCUGAAAGAUGUAAAGGUUUACCUUUGGCAGCGAAGAUGUUUGGCGGUGUCCUACGUAAUAAAAUAAAACCCAGUGAAUGGGAAGAUACCUUAAAUAACAUAAUAUGGGAUCUUCCAACGACAAAGAAUGAUGAGGUUCUCCCUAUUUUGAAAUUGAGCUAUGUCCAUCUUCCUUCCUAUUUGAAGAGAUGCUUUUCUUAUUGUGCAGUAUUUCCUAAGGAUUACGAAAUUGAGAGAGAUGAGCUAGUACUCUUAUGGAUAGCGGAGGGAUUUUUAGAUGGACAAAAAACAAAGAAAAAUAUGUUGGAAUUAGGAUGGAAUUACUUCGAUGAAUUAGUAUCAAGAUCAUUUCUUCAAAAAUCAAGUGUUGACACAUCUAAGUUUUCAAUGCAUGAUCUUUUGAAUGAUCUAGCAAAGUCAAUUGAGGGUGAGAUAUGCUUUAGCUCUGGGGAGUCUCAACCGGCAAUUAAUGAAGAUUAUGCAUCUCUGGAGAGAGCUCGUUAUGCAUCAUUCAUCUGGUCGCAGUUUGUUACACCAAAAUGCUUGAGGGCAUAUCAUGAUAUGAAGGUAUUAAGAAGUUUAAUAUUGGUGCGUAUUGGAUCUAGUGGGAACUCUCUCCUUAUAUCCGACAAGGUGCUGCAUGAGUUGCUGACAAACGUGAAGUUUCUGAGGGUUUUUUCAUUAUGUCAUUGUAACAUCGUAGAGGUACCAAAUUGUGUUCGUGAAUUAAAACAUCUUCGAUAUCUCAAUUUCUCGAACACUUAUAUCGAAAGGCUACCCGAGACUAUUGGCAACUUGUGCAAAUUACAAGCUUUGAUCUUAAGAGAUUGUCAUAAACUUUCAAAGUUGCCUAACAGUAUCACAAAGUUGGCCAGCUUACAGUUUCUUGAUGUUAGGGAUACAGAAAGUCUAAAAGAGAUGCCACUGGGUAUCAGUAAUUUGAAGAAUCUUACUAUAUUAUCCAAGUUUAUGGUAGGAACAGAGAAAGGGUUACAGUUAAAGGAGUUAAAGACCCUAUCGCAUCUUCAAGGAGAAUUAUGCAUAUCAAAAUUACAAAAGGUGGAAGAUGUUAGAGAUGCCGUUGAUGCUAACUUGUUAGGAAAGCAAGGCCUAAGAAAAUUAUUCUUGCAUUGGGAUGAAGAUUUUGAAAUUUUUCGGAAUGAUAAGCACGAAUCACAGGUGCUUGAGUCUUUGCAACCUCCCAUUGAUAUUGAAAAUCUCACUAUUUUGAACUAUGGCGGUGCAAUAUUCCCGUCAUGGUUAGAUGGUUCAUCAAAUUCUCGGAUAGUGUCUUUGAGCUUGUGGGACUGUCCUUAUGUCACGUCGUUGCCUUCACUUGGACAAUUACCUUCAUUGAGAGAAUUAUCUCUUAAAGGUCUAAAUGCAGUAAGAAUAAUAGGCUCUAAUUUUUACGGAGGUGAUAGGCCUUUUUCUUCCUUAAUUACUUUGCAGUUCGAAGAGAUGUUGGCAUGGAAGGAUUGGUCUCCUUAUGUGGGGGGCCCAAAAGAAGAAGUCCCAUUCUCCUGUCUUGAGCAUCUUGUUGUUCGAAGCUGUCCUUCGUUGGUCGAGACAUUGCCCUGUCAACUUAAUCGUCUUAUCAAACUUGAAAUUCAUUCAUGCCAACAAUUGAAUAACUCAACUAGUGAGUUAUGUCUUCCAUCUCUCAAUGAGUUAUACCUUGAGGAGUGCAGUAAGGAGAUCUUAAAGAGCUUGUUCAAGCUAACUUCUUUGACAGUUCUCAAAAUUGACAAACUCAUAGAGCUUGUUUCCUUUGAUCAUCGAUUUAUGAGGUUCUUGGGCAAGCUAAGGAAGCUUCAUAUAGGAUUGUGUGACAAGCUAACAUGCUUGUGGCAAGAUGAAAAUGAAACGCAAAAUCUCACUUGCCUCCAAGAAUUAACCAUUGAAAGGUGUGCUCGAUUCACAUCUUUUGUGGCAGGAGACGGAGAGAUAGAGCUACCCUGUAAUCUUGAAAGGAUGGAAUUGGUGGAUUGCACAAGUUUAGAAAAGCUUCCAAGCAAGAUGCAUGCACUUAGGCAUUUGGUGAUUGAGAAUUGUCCAAAAAUCAUGGCUCUAAACAUUCCUCAAGGUGACCCAAAGAGCAAUAAUUUGAUUUCUCAACUUGAAUCUCUUAAGAUACAUCAUUAUGAUUCUCCAAUAUCCUUUUCAUUUGCCAAGGGUAGACUUGCUCCUCUGAAGGCACUUGAUAUAUACAACUGCAAGGGAGUGGACUCGUUGGAAGGGAUUGCCGUAGAAUCGCUUGAAAAAAUGACAAUUAACAAUUGUCAAAAUAUGGGAAGCUUACCACAGUGCCUUCACAUGCUUUCCCAUCUCACUCAAUUGCAUAUUUAUAAUUGUCCAGCAUUAGAGAUACAUGACUCCCCUCCCCUUCCUGUCACCCUCUCGAGUCUUGUUCUUAGUCAUUGUUCUAAGAUAAAGUCUAUUGCCAAUUGUAACCUUGCCAACUGUAACAAUCUCACUAAAUUGAAAAUAUGGCAGUGUACAGUAUUGGAGAUAGAGGACUUCCCACCCCUUCCCAUCACCCUGCAGAGUCUUUCACUUCAGGGUUGUCCGAUGAUAAAGUCCCUACCAAAUCAUUGGCAUCAUCUUACAUCUCUCGAAACGCUAGAUAUUCGGUUUUGCAAAAAUAUCAAAUGCUUCCCCAAAGGAGGUUUGCCUCCCAAAUUGCGAGUCCUUAUAAUUUCGGGGAUCGUGAAUCUGAAGCAGCCAGUGAGAGAGUGGGGCCUACACCUACUUACAUCUCUCUCGAGUCUGGGCAUUGAUUUUAACAUGGGAGGGGAGAGAGAGAAGGAGUGGUUUCCUUCGGAGGAUGAGGAUGCCUGGAGUCUCUUUCCUUCUUCUCUGACUAAUCUUUGGAUAUUUGAGUUGAGAAACGCGGAAAGACUAUCGAGCGGUCUCCGCAACCAUCUCCCCUCUCUCCAAUUGUUAUUAAUUGGAGAUUGCCCCAAGUUGAGGUACUUGCCAGAGGAUGGCUUCCCUCCCUCCCUCCAACAAUUGUUCAUAGAGAGAUGCAAGAUUCUGAAAGAGCGAUGCUCAAAACUCACUGGCGACUAUUGGCCCCUCAUCGAAGAGAUCCCUGCCAUCUGGAUUGAUUACCAGCUGAUCCGAUGAAUUGAUUCAUGCAUCUACACUACAGUCAGUUUUCUUAGGGUUUGGAUACCAUUGUGAUCUUGCAUUGGCAAAAUCUCUUGGAAGGAUCACGUGCGAAUGCUGCUAAGGUGGUUAGAAAAGCAGAGCUGCAUUUGCCUAGAUAACUUUUGAGCAACCUCGCAUAGUUUUGCUUGACGAGCCAUUCAAUCAUCUGCCUAUCCACAACUGUAGGAUUUGGAUGUAGCUGAGGUGCUCGUUCAAGGCCUAGUCUUCUUCCAAGGAGUAAUUCUGAUGGUUAGUCACGAUGAGCAUCUAAUAGCUAGAAGCUUGGAUGAGGUCUGGGUGGUUUCACAAGGCAAGGUGGCACGUCUCCAUGGGAAUUUCCAGGACCAUAGGAAUGUGCUCCAGUUUUUGUUGAAUCAAGUGAAUCUAGUUAUUGCCAUCAAUUAGGAGCGGUUCAUUGGGUUCACAUUACCUCACAAAACAGAAAAUGAGGCUUGGCUACAUAAAAAAAGCGAAAAAAGGAUGAAGAGAGGAUUGUUGCUGAUAUACAGGAUGGACUCACAGUUACACCAGCCCUCAUUUGUCAUUUAUACUUGAUAAGGCCUUGUGAAACGAUGAGUCUUAAGUUUUUGACAUCAAGCAUGCAGUAUCAUUUACAAUAGCUUAAGAACUGAGUUGGGAUUGCCAUCCUGGUAUAAUUAUGAUUCUUUGCACA